Molecule: messenger RNA, 1107 nt
Organism: Emiliania huxleyi CCMP1516
Lineage: Eukaryota; Haptophyta; Isochrysidales; Noelaerhabdaceae
Exons: 5
Coding region: 1-1107 (368 amino acids)
Source: RefSeq, a predicted model, not a curated record
AUGCGUCGUCCAAGCCUCGCCGCCGCUACCGCCUCCGCCGCCGCCGUCGUCACCGCCGCUGCCUCUUCCGCCACCGCCGCCGUCCCUACCACCACCGGCACCGCCGCCGCCGCCGCCACCGUCGUCACCGUCAUCGCCAUCGCCGCUGCCUCCGCCGCUUGGGCCGCCGCCGCCGCCACCGCCGUCACCACCGCCGCCACCGCCGCCGUCCCCACCACCACCGUCACCACCGCCGCCACCGCCGCCGUCCCUACCACCACCGUCACCGCCGCCGCCGCCGCCACCGUCGCCACCGUCAUCGCCAUCGCCGCUGCCUCCGCCGCUUGGGCCGCCGCCGCCGCCACCGCCGCCACCGCCGUCACCACCGCCGCCACCGCCGCCGUCACCGCCGCUUGCGCCGCCGCUUACGCCGCCGCCGCCGCAGUCUCCGACGCUGCAGGAUGCACUGGCGCUGCGCGCCGCCACUUUGAGAGGCUUGGCUACGCCGAGGGACUCACAUGCGCGUGCGCCUCGCCGCCUCCCGCGACGCCGCCACCGCUCACGCCGCCGCCACCGCCGCCACCUACGCCGCCGCCGCCGCCACCGCCGCCACCUACGCCGCCGCCGCCACCUACGCCGCCGCCACCGUCACCGCCGCCACCUACGCCGCCGCCGCCGCCACCGCCGUCUAUGCCGCUGCCGCCGCUCACGCCGCCGCCGCCGCCGCCACCUACGCCGCCGCCGCCACCUACGCCGCCGCCACCGUCACCGCCGCCGCCGCCGCCGCCGCCGCCACUGCCACCGAUCGCGCCACCGCCGCAGGCGCCGUCGCUCUUCGCCGGCUUCGGGCAGGCUGGAAGGCAGGCGGACGCCUGGCUGGGGAAGCAGUCGCACCCUGAGCUGUUCCGCUUGUGCGCAGACGUGGUGGGCCGCUUCUUCUCCCCCGCCAAUUCCUCCACUCCGGAGUACGAGCGGGCGGGAAACCGGCUGCUCGGCAUAUCUCUCGGCUUCGGCCUCGUCUGCUGGUCGCUCUGCUUGUGGCAUGGCUUGUGGUGGCUCUGGCGCUGCUGCUGCAGGCAUCGCCGCUACAAGGAUUUUGUCGACGAGGGUGAGCUCGAGGAGAUCUAA